GUGGUGAGCACGUGUUGCCCGUGUUGCCGCGCGAAGUCCUGAAAGAUCAUUAAAAAAAAAAUGGAUAUAUCGCGGUCAUCGCAAUACAUAAUCCGUGAUGCACAGCAGCAGGAUACAUUGAAAAAUAUUUCGCCGAGAUACGAGGCUAUAGCGGAACAGUAUCGUAUCAUCAGGAAUUGGAGACCACGCAGCGACGUAUGGCCGUUGACAACCGGACGCGCUAUCCUGGUCAGCGUGGCAUCGCUCACCGGUGUGUACAUUAAUUAUCGGUUCAGGGCGAAGCUAAAGCUCCGGGAUUACGGGGCUCUCCCUACGAUGUUAGGUCUCGCGGUAACACCGGCUAUAGCGACAGGUCUCUCUCAUACAGAGUUUAUCCUGAACAAACUGUUGUCAUUAGAAAUAUCUUGUCCUUUGUGCUUGGAAACUAGAUCAGCCUUGGCGCAAACUUGUACCGGGCUGUUUCUGCCACUGAUAAUGGCACCGGUUGCAAACUUUCAAAUCGCUGCUGGCAGUGGAGUAUACAAUGUGCCGCACAUAACUGACGUAAGAAAAACAUUCGGCACUAUCCUGUCAGCCUAUCAGCCGUUGUUCCCAAAAAUUGCAAUGAUUUUCGUUUUUCAAUCACUGCUAGCUGGUUUUAUAACGUAUUUAGAAAUCAGAUCUUUCCUUCGCAUUAUAGACAUACAGUAUCUAAUGCAAGAAGAAAAGAAGCAAAAUUUGAAACAAAAAGAUGAUUUUUAAGUUUCGUGUACAAUAUCGUUAUAUAUAACUAUAGCAAAAUAUAUAAAUUGAAGAAAUAAUCAUCGCGACGUAGAUUUUACUCCAUUUUAUAUUAGAUCAGUAUUUAAUAAUAACAUUGUAAGGACAACGAAAGGAUCAUAGUAUGUAUAUAUAUUUCAUAGAAUAUAAAAU
Messenger RNA from Temnothorax curvispinosus, 912 nucleotides. RefSeq lists its product as uncharacterized. Gene Ontology annotation, cellular component: mitochondrion. Gene Ontology annotation, biological process: mitochondrial respiratory chain complex I assembly. Lineage: Eukaryota; Metazoa; Arthropoda; Insecta; Hymenoptera; Formicidae. The transcript is spliced from 4 exons. The coding region runs from base 61 to 741 and encodes 226 amino acids. The record is from RefSeq and is a predicted model, not a curated record.